UUAUUAGCUGAAGAAAUAGAAGACGGACAGCGUGGUGCGGUUACGCCCGGGAAGGGGGCGACAGAAUUUGACGUUCAGUCGGUGGAACGCUCAGGCGUUUGGUGAGGACACCUCGUUGGGUCCUUUCUCACUGCCGUCGGGUGCGGGACGGUGCCCCUAAUUGCUGAAGACUGAGGCUACCCGGUGAGGCUCUCCAGGUUGCUCUGUCCACCGAUUUAUGAUUUUCUGCCGUAUCUUUAAAAAAAUGGCAACUAAUGGUGCUGUUCUGAAGAGACUGGAACAGAAGGGUGCAGAAGCAGAUCAAAUUAUUGAAUAUUUAAAGCAGCAAGUUGCUCUUCUUAAGGAGAAAGCAAUUUUGCAGGCAACUUUGAGAGAAGAGAAGAAACUUCGAGUUGAAAAUGCUAAAUUAAAGAAAGAAAUUGAAGAAUUGAAACAAGAGCUAAUUCAGGCAGAAAUUCAAAACGGAGUGAAACAAAUACCAUUCCCAUCUGGUACUCCACUGCAAGCUAAUUCCACGGUUUCCGAAAAAGUGAUACAGUCUAUACCAAUAACAACUAUAUCUUCUGGUGCCAAAGAACAGAUAACAGGAGGAAGAGCAGAAGAAAAGAUGAAAGAGAAAAUUGAAAUGAAAGAGAAAAAGGAGAAAAAACAAUCAAUAGCAGGAAGUGCUGACUCUAAGCCAAUAGAUGUUUCUCGUCUGGAUCUUCGAGUUGGUUGUAUCAUUACUGCCAGAAAACAUCCUGAUGCAGAUUCUUUAUAUGUAGAAGAAAUAGAUGUUGGAGAAACAGCCCCAAGAACAGUUGUCAGUGGCCUGGUGAAUCAUGUUCCUCUUGAACAGAUGCAAAAUCGGAUGGUGAUUUUACUUUGUAACCUGAAACCUGCAAAGAUGAGGGGAGUAAUAUCUCAGGCAAUGGUAAUGUGUGCUAGUUCACCUGAGAAGGUUGAAAUCUUGGCACCUCCUACUGGGUCUGUUCCUGGAGACAGAAUUGUUUUUGAUGCUUUUCCUGGAGAGCCUGACAAGGAGCUAAAUCCUAAGAAGAAGAUUUGGGAGCAGAUCCAGCCAGAUCUCUGCACUAAUGAUGAGUGUGUGGCUACAUACAAAGGAGUUCCCUUUGAGAUAUUGUAGGAACAAUGAAAAUUAACUUAGGAAUUAUGAGCUUUCAAGUUCACCAGCCUUGAGAUGAUGACUGAUGAGGGCUACCAAAAAGAAAUGCAUCUCUGGAGGUAGGAGUAUAGAUAUUGUUUGAAAAAAAAAUCAUACAUACAAUAUCUAGCUGCUUAUAGUCUCUAAUCAGAAAGAGAGGCAAAAUAAAUUUAAAACAACCCUGCAUGCCAGCUUAUGAAAGGUAUAAUUAAAUUUCAUUUAUUUAAGUCCAUGGAGUUCUGGUAGGCCAGUUUUAUCUUCUUGCUGAAAAACCAAAUAUUAACAGAGCAUCAAUAGCAACAAUUGACAAGUAAACACAAAUGAAACUCAAAAGUUAUUUUGUACUCAGGAUAAGUUAUUCUUUUGGAAAUAAGACUGUGAUAGAAUCUUUCGUGAUUCUGUAUUUUCUAAUUUUUCCCAAUUAAAUUUCUUUAAAUAUUCUAAUAUAAAUUAAAGAAUGUUUCAACUCCUUAGAUAAUUGAAAUAUUUAUUCCCAGGUUUUAAAAUUACAUAAAACAUUAAUCAAGUCAUCAAUGUAGCCCCAUUAUUAGUCAUUGUUUUUACAGGAAAAAGAAUUCUAUUUUAUUUGUCUCACUGGGAUAAGAGAGCUCUUACGGAAUCAACAACAACAAAAAUGGCAUUGGUAGUGAACUGUACAUAAACCUUUUGGCUUCUGACUAGUAUUCAGCCCUUUAAGGAUUUCAACGGUAGAAGAUAGUGUUAGGUCACAGCCUAAACAGUUGGUGCCUUUCAGCCUCUAUUUAAACCAGAAAAAAAUAAAUCAAUGAAGUUGACCCAAUCACAUG
Messenger RNA from Panthera uncia (snow leopard), 1950 nucleotides. It is a transcript of the gene AIMP1, whose product is annotated as aminoacyl tRNA synthetase complex interacting multifunctional protein 1. NCBI's taxonomy places the organism in Eukaryota, Metazoa, Chordata, Mammalia, Carnivora, Felidae. Gene Ontology annotation, molecular function: tRNA binding. The coding region runs from base 218 to 1126 and encodes 302 amino acids. The transcript is spliced from 8 exons. The record is from RefSeq and is a predicted model, not a curated record.